Salarias fasciatus (jewelled blenny) is the source of this 1017-nucleotide messenger RNA. RefSeq names its product ras-related protein Rab-26-like. NCBI's taxonomy places the organism in Eukaryota, Metazoa, Chordata, Actinopteri, Blenniiformes, Blenniidae. The transcript has 9 exons. The record is from RefSeq and is a predicted model, not a curated record. The coding region runs from base 1 to 759 and encodes 252 amino acids. Gene Ontology annotation, molecular function: GTPase activity; GTP binding.
AUGUCUCGCAAGAAGACGGUGAAAGGCAAGGCGGCGAGCAGCAGCCCGUCUGCGGGCAGUCCCUCCGGGAAGGGGGCCGGGAAGGCAGCGAGGAGCAGCCCGGGGAUCGUGCAGAUGAACGGCGUGGUCCAUCCCAGCAGACCCUCCAUCAGCAACAGCAGCGAGUUUUACGACAUCGCUUUCAAGGUGAUGCUGGUUGGAGACUCUGGUGUGGGGAAAACCUGUCUGCUGGUCCGAUUCAAAGAUGGAGCUUUUCUGGCCGGCAGCUUCAUCUCCACUGUGGGCAUUGACUUUAGGAAUAAAGUCCUGAGCAUCGACGGAGUCAAGGUGAAGCUGCAGAUCUGGGACACAGCUGGACAGGAGCGGUUUCGCAGUGUCACUCAUGCUUACUACCGUGAUGCCCAUGCUCUUCUUCUGCUGUACGACGUCACCAACAAGACAUCGUUUGACAACAUACAGGCAUGGCUGACAGAGAUCCAUGAAUACGCCCAGCAGGACGUGGUGCUCAUGCUGCUGGGAAACAAGGCUGAUUCCACCCAUGACAGAGUGGUGAAGCGGGAGGACGGUGAGAGACUUGCCAAGGAAUUUGGAGUUCCCUUCAUGGAGACCAGUGCUAGAUCAGGUCUCAACGUGGAGCUGGCGUUCACAGCGGUGGCCAAGGAGCUGAAGCACAGGUCCAUGAAGGAUCCCAACGAGAAGUUCAAGCUCCAGGAAUACGUGAACAAGGAGAUGAAGGGUGCCGGCUGCUGCAGGACUUAAAUACCUGCUUUGGUCACCCGUUUGAUCCGUAAUACCUGUGUGUGCGUGUGUGCAUCACUCAUUUGCAUGUGUUCACUUCCACGGCCAGAUGUGGGGAGUCAGCUCCAGCGAGGUAUAAACCCUGUCACAUUUCAGCUUCUCCACCUUCAAAUCGCUUUGUCAAACUGCAUAAAACCUUCAUCCAGCUCCUCUCUUCCUGCUUUUCACUUUCAUUCUGUAGCUGUGAAUGAUGUUGCCCAAGGUUAUAAUUUGCAAAAA